AUGUCAUGCCCUGAGAGCUUGCCGGAACAUGUUCUGACCCUUUUGAAGACGUCCAAAUACUUGCAUCUGGCGACUUGCUCAAAGCCGGAAUGCAUCCCAUCGGUGUCUCUAAUGAAUUACACGUAUAUCUCGCCGGACAGAGUAUACACGCCAAAAAGCUCGCCAGCAAGCUCUAGUGUUGCUACAUCCAACAAAAAGUGUCACUAUAUCAUCAUGGCGACUCAAAAGAACACAGAAAAGUAUGAAAACAUCAUUCAAAACCCACAGGUCUCGGUUUUGAUUCACGACUGGGUGACCGCGAAGAAAUUGUCUUUGAGGAAGAGCAGCAUGUCCAAUACUCCAACCCCGGCAGAAUCCACCCAGGAUUCGUCAGAGCAGCCCCCAAGUGCCGAUCACCCUAGCAGGUUACUCAAUUUGCUCCAAGAGCUCAACCAGUCUGAGUUAUCGCAAAUGAGCGCCACGCUUCGAGGGUAUGCGGAACACCUGGAUUCGUUUAGUGACGAGUUCAACUACUACGAACAGGAGCUUUUGAAGGCAAACCCAGAUGCUCGCGUUUACACCAGAGGCGAAAACGUGUCGGUGGUUAAAGUCAAGCUUGUUAACGCCAAAGUCUCCGAUAACGAAAACAACACCAAAUUCUAUGAUUGA
Molecule: messenger RNA, 648 nt
Organism: Lachancea meyersii CBS 8951
Lineage: Eukaryota; Fungi; Ascomycota; Saccharomycetes; Saccharomycetales; Saccharomycetaceae
Source: the annotation of a GenBank genome assembly